AUGGCCAGGAGAACUCCGAGCCCGCGGGACUGCUGGAUGUCCAUUUUGAGGGUCUGCACUUGCUGUGUCGACGACCGCGAUAUUGACGUGCCGUCGCAGUCCCUCCUGCCGCCCGCGCAGCAGAACACGCACUCCGUCGAGCGCUCCGCGCCAACAGAGGACGGCUCCGCACCAGCCCCGACCGCUGCGCCCGCCACCGCGCGCAGCCCGAGCGCCGCGCCGAAGGGCGACCCGCUCGCCGGGACCGUUCCAGCCUCAUCCACCGUCGACUCGCUCGAGUCGUACAACGCGAUGCUCGGCUCGCUCGCGUCGGCGGGCGAGAUCGCCCGGCCCGCCUCGGUGGCGGCCGAGGAUCUCAACGUCGAAGUCUGCGCCGUGUGCUGCUCCGACAUAGUGCUGGGCCCUCAGUCGGCCAUCAAGCUGAUGAGCAUUCCUCCCGGGGACGCGCCUCGCCACUUCGACUGCGGGCACGUGCUGCACGCAGACUGCUUCGCGGUGUACAUCUGCUCGCAUGGGCACGCCUGUCCGAUCUGCAAGCUCGACCCUUCGCGAGGGGCCGACUCGCCGGUGCGCGGGGCGGGCUGCGACGGCGCCGCAGGGACGGACGCGGGAGCGGGCGGUGCUGGUGCGGAGGGGGGCGAGGAGCGAGACGAUAGCGAGCUGGGCGAGGACGAGUGGGCGCUGCAGGAGGAGCGCGACGUGCAAGCGUCGAUAGCCGCCUCUUUGCGAGCAGAGGUGUGA
Molecule: messenger RNA, 741 nt
Organism: Emiliania huxleyi CCMP1516
Lineage: Eukaryota; Haptophyta; Isochrysidales; Noelaerhabdaceae
Exons: 1
Coding region: 1-741 (246 amino acids)
Source: RefSeq, a predicted model, not a curated record